UCACAUGUUGUUUAAAUUGUGUCGAUGUCUGUACGAUGCUGUUAGACCACUGAUAAUUCAUAUUAAUCAUAUUGAAAUACUAUCUGAACUGUGUGAUAUAUUAAAAUAUGAAUUACUUCAUCACGAUAAUCCUAAAACCAAUUCAUCAGAUAUGGUAGCAUUCAAUGAUCUAUGUGAAAUGUUAUUGGCUGAUAUUCAAGAACGGUUGAUAUUUCGGGCACAUAUAUAUGUUAAAUCACAAAUCCUUGGCUUUCUUCCAAGCCCUGGAGAUCUUUCUUAUCCAGAAAAACUGGAAAUGAUGGAUGACAUUGCAAAAAGUGUUUCAAAACCUGUAGAUCCAAGAAGCUCACCUGAUGAAAGUAACGACCCCGAGAAACCGGAAACAGAAAUCACAUCAACUGUAUCCUCCGUAGCUUGUCCAGGCAAUCAGCCCACGAUGUCUGAUUUGGCAGUUCAACCGGGACCUAACAUGUCUCUUGCUCCAGCUGAUUUGCAUGGUAUGUGGUAUCCAACAGUACGGCGUACCUUGGUGUGUCUUUCAAAACUUAGUCGUUGCUUAGAAACAGAUUCUUUUCGUGGUUUAGCCCAAGAAUGUGUGUCGAUGUGUGUUCAGUCGUUGGUUAAAGCAAGUGACUCAAUCAGUCUCCGUCGGACAGCACUCGACGGUCAAUUAUUUCUUAUCAAACAUCUUCUUAUACUUCGUGAACAGAUGGCACCGUUCAGCAUAGAAUUUCUAGUCAAAGAAACUAGUUUGGACUUCUCUCCAUACAAAAAUGUAGCACGUAAUAUUUGGGAACAUAAAGGGACUGGUUUGUUUUCACUUAGUCGACAAAACGCACUGUUACGUUUCUUAUUGGAAACUCCGAAUGCUGUAGAUGUUGAAGUCGAUUCAAGGCGUGAAUUGGAUAGUCAAUUGAAAUAUACUUGUGAACUACUUAUUGAACAACAAGUAAUGCAAUUGACAGGUGAAAUAUCAAAUUUCCUUAAACGGAACUACCUGACUAUGCAGAAUCACCUUUGAUUGGUUUAUCAUAGAUAACCUUGGAUAUUGUCGAUUCUUGCUUACGAUUACUUCCAUAAAGCUAUUAACACGGAAUAUUAAAAUGUCAGUAGAAACAACCUUCCUUGUUUUCCAUUCAUUGAGAAAUUCGAAUACCAAGAUACUGAACACCACCAUUAUCUCAUUGGUUGCAAUUAGUGUUUUCAUUCAUCGUUAAUGCAACUGUGAAAGUUUUGUCGAUGAUGAGAUUUUUGGAAUCGUUUAUGCUAUAUCAAUUUUGUUUUCUCAAACCAAUGAGUUUUUCUGUUAAUUUUUGCAGUUAAUCAGUCAUCUUUAACUUCGAAUCAUUUUCACUAUUCGUAUAAAUUAUGAUACCUUUUUUGUUAUUUCAAACCGGUUCUAUCGCGGUUAAUGACUGAAGCACUUAAAAUAUGUGAUAAUCUUGGAUGGUUCUGUAGAUCAUUUGAUAAUGUGUUUUUUCAGGCUCAUUCGGUCCUCGCUGCUCCAGGUGUUCGUCUUAGUGAUCAGUCAUUUGCAAAUGCAUCAUACAUGAAAGAUAUCAUUGCAAAUGCACACCGAUUGCUUUGCAUAACUCUUGGUCGGAGCUCAAGUUCAAAUCGUCCUGAUGCAGGGAAACAUGCUGUAACUAAUCUUAGAAAAUGCUUACACAUUUAUUUGGCCAAUCCAGAUACAGAGAACAUUUUACUACGUCGUAUUCAAUCGGGUGUUCUAUUGCAGUGGAGAUCAAUUUACCAAUUACUAACUGAUCAUUAUACUGAUGAAGAUCGUAUGAUAGUUGGUUGUCCAACUGAAAGCCAAAUUCGACUUUUGUUCCAAGACGUUUGGAUUCGUUGACCUACAGGAAUGAAAUUAUUUCACCUUCAUCGUAACUUUUGCCUUAUGUAAUUUGCAAUUUUCUGAUUUUUCUACAUGGUUACUUUUAGUGUGAAAUGCAUGGAAAUACCUUUUUCUUGUAACCAAACUAGUUUACUUUUUAUGGAUAAACUUCAACAAAUGUAAGUGAACAAUUUCUGUGAUAAUUUUCAACACAUUAAACAAAAGCAGUUGACAGAGCUGUAGAAUAUCUCUGUUAUUGGUUUUUUUAAAAAUUUGUCAAGCGAGUGGAAUGUAUGAAGUUUUCAACAAGGCAUUUCCGUACAAAAUCAGUCAGGUCGCUGAAUCAUCUAGUGAGUUUACACUGGAGAAGAACGAGAUACUGAUAUGGAAUUAUAUUUAAUUAGUAUUGUCUGCAAACGUUUGCUUUCCGCGUAAGUUACUCAAACUAGUUUGAUCAUGUAAAUUUCCUUCUACUCAGCAAACUUUGCGUCGUCUUGCCAAAACGCAUAUCGAGUCAUCACAGAAAUGUAUAUUGAUUUUCCGAGUAAAACACGUAUUUAACAGUCUUAGUAUCCUCCAUCAAAUACAGUCAACUUCGUAACGGUUUCAUGAGACUAUCACCAGUGUUUAC
Heterobilharzia americana is the source of this 2468-nucleotide messenger RNA. NCBI's taxonomy places the organism in Eukaryota, Metazoa, Platyhelminthes, Trematoda, Strigeidida, Schistosomatidae. The record is from the annotation of a GenBank genome assembly.